Molecule: messenger RNA, 3092 nt
Organism: Plodia interpunctella (Indianmeal moth)
Lineage: Eukaryota; Metazoa; Arthropoda; Insecta; Lepidoptera; Pyralidae
Exons: 2
Coding region: 335-1567 (410 amino acids)
Source: RefSeq, a predicted model, not a curated record
GUUCAGUUAUCAUCGUGAUAUGACACAUUUGGAUAUCGAAAAUAUUUAGAAACAAUCGGAACUUAUGUUACUUGUUAGAAACACAUGACUUUUUCUUGGAAAACAAUAUGAAAAAACGUAUUUCGUCAUAUUAGUUGUAUUUACAUGUGAUAAUAAUGAUGAAUUGAUAAAUUGUCUCCUACUUACAAGGAAACAAUAUCUCAAGCUCUACCAAUACGAUCAAAGAAAAUAUCUAUUGAUUUGUGAUAAACCAUGAAUCAUGUUAUCUACGGGUUUAGUAGUAGAUUUACAAGCAUAACUGAAGUGAGUACCUCGUAAAAUAUUGUAGUGUAAAAUGCCAAAUAGAAAAAUUUCACGUCCGCCGUUGGAAUUAAUAGAUAUAAUUUAUCAAGUCGCUAAUAUCGUAAAGUUGAAGGAUAUACAAUAUACUAUUGAUUUUGGAUGUGUUGAUGAUAUGGACAGUGUUUUAGGAGAUGUUUUCAAAGUCACUAUAAAAGGGUACUGUGAUAAUCAAGUGAUUAAACGGAAUUUUAUAAUGAAAUGGAUUGGGGAACCUGGAAGACGCAGUGCAUUUAGGAGUUUAUAUAGACGUGAUUUUGCUUUUCAUAAGUUCGUUGUACCAAAAAUGUUGGAAACACAAAAACGAUUUCAAAUUAUCGAAGGAUUAAGAAUGAAAUUUCCCAACUGUGUGCUUUCUAGCCAAGACGAAAAUAAAGAAUGCAUAGUUUUUACUCACAUAUUAGAACGUGGAUACGCAUUUGGUGAUAGACUUUGUAAAAUUGAUUUCAAUCAUUGUUCUUUAGUGAUCAAAGCUUUAGCCAAAUUACAUGGAUUAUUUUAUGCGAUACAGAAUGUAGAUAAAGAACAAAGUGAACUACUUAAAGUUUUCUAUGAAGACGACGUACAAUACAGUGGUUCUACGCCAACUAAAAACUGUAUGUUCGAAUUUUACGAAAAAUCUGUAGACGUUGUGAACGAUCCCAUCGCUAAGAAAAAAUUGUACAACCAUACAAAAAAUAUUUUCGCCAUAUUAAGCAAAUGUGUUAUGCCAGAUCGAUUCAGCACCAUUUGUCAUGGUGAUUGUUGGAUUAAUAAUAUAAUUUAUACGUACAAGGGAUACAAACCAAUAGAAGUGAUCUCAGUGGACUACCAGAUAAGCAGGUACGCAUCACCUGUCACAGAUUUAUCAUACUUCCUAUACAUGUGUGCUGACGAGGACUUACUCAACGAUCACUAUGAAAGGUUAAUAAAUCUCUAUCACAAGACACUAGCCGCUGUACUAAGAGAAUGCUAUUUGGAUGUGAAUGAUGUAUACCCUGAACAAAUUCUUAAACAACAUCUGAAAAAAUACUCAGUGUUGGGUUUAAUUGAAGCUUUAAUAUCGUUGAAGAUUAUUACAGCUGUAUCUGAAGAAGCUAUAGAAAUGGUGAAAAUGAGAUAUGAUAUUGCUGAAGAAGUAAAUUACGAUGGGGAGUCGAACAAUGAGUCAUUAUUUGUGAAAAGAGUUAACGGUGUUGUCAAUGACUUUUUUAGAAGAGGUUAUUCUUUAGAUGAUGUUUUAGAAUAAUAACAUGAAUAAUAUGAAUAUUUAAAAUAUUACAAUAAAAUAUAUGAAUGACUGGUAGCUCAAAAUGCGUACCAACUUCAUAAUAAUAUUAGUACCUACCUAUUUAAAUAUAAUUAUUGUGCGACAGAAAAAAAGACACUUUAUGUGAAAAAGCCUAUAUAUAGGUAUAAAAGAAAUACGGUUCUACAUGCUAUUAAUUUUGAUUACAUUUAUUGAAGUGUACAAGAAAGGUUGCAAUCAAUACAUUUUUAAAAGAUGUAUAAUAAAAGUUAUAAGGUCUAUACCUAUUAAAAUUAUUCCAAAAGACCCCUUCUUGAAGCAAAGACGUGGAAUGAAUUUAUUCCGGGCAUUGCGUUUAAUUGUCUGUAACCAAUUAAUGGAAUCACCACCGAGCGCGAAUCUUUGUACACUGAACAUAACGACUGUAGGACAGAUGUCGGCAAAGGGCUUUGUUUAUGACUUACUAAAUAUCCUCUCUCCCUCUCUCAUCCUAGAUUGUAUUACGGCUGUGAGACCACAAAGCAAGAAGACUCUAAGUUUGAAAUUUAAAAUUUACAGUCUCCUAUUAUAAAUUUCAAAGAUUCGGCAGAGAUUUUAACGUGACGUGACGGUAACAACACUUUUUGGAAACAUUUUUGUAGUCUGCUGUGAAGGCUUUUUAAUCCUUAGUCGCCUUGUACGGCAGCAACGGGUGGAUAUGGAGUGGUCCUACUCUAGAACGAGAACCGCUGCCUAUAAGAAACUUUACAAAAGAACUGUGAAAUAUUUUAUUUGAACAAAUGAUUAAUCUUAAUAUUCUACCCUGUUAUUUUUCGAGGUAUUUGUAGAUCAAUUUGACUUGUCCUUUUUUUUCAUUAUCGCCACGAGUUGGUAAAAAACAACUAAAGAAAAUAUCGAAUUAACUUAGUAGAAAUUGCAAAAGCUGUAACAUUCAUUUAUUAUCAGAAAAUAUGAAACAACAUCACAAUUCACAAUAUUUGAAGUAACAACUUAAGUGGGUUUAUUCAUUCAAAGUACUUGCACAGAACGUUUUCAUAGAACAGGCAUCUUGUUUGACGAUAAAUUACAGUGAAUUUUCACUCAGCUUUAUUGGUCCCGGGCGAUAUUAAAUUUUACUUUGUUGGUGCAACUUUAAUUUAUUUUUAGUUCAGCAAAUUUUUGUUUUGUUUGAGCAGCAUACAUUUUAAAUUUAUUGUAGCUGUAAUCGGCUUUGAAGUGAACAGUGAUAUGUAUCUAGUAAUUAAAAUUUAUUAAUAGCUGCAUCCUCGUGGUAAGUUUUGGGAUCGUUAAAAUAGUAUGUAGUGUAGGUUUUGUACCAAAUUACUUUGAAAUCCAUAGAGUACAUUUUGCGUAAGUAAUUGAGACAUGUAUCUUCAAACACUCAUAUACAAAUUUUCAUUUUAUUGAUUUCAGAAUGUCUCAUUUUACAAUAAUAAGACUUUUUUUAUACAAACGAUCGAAACUAUCGAGACUUGUUUUGAAUAGAUUUUUUUAAUAACAAAAGAUAAAGGUUAGGUUAACAUUU